This is a messenger RNA of Microtus oregoni (creeping vole), 1899 nucleotides long. It is a transcript of the gene Rhbg, whose product is annotated as Rh family B glycoprotein. Gene Ontology annotation, biological process: ammonium homeostasis; ammonium transmembrane transport. NCBI's taxonomy places the organism in Eukaryota, Metazoa, Chordata, Mammalia, Rodentia, Cricetidae. The coding region runs from base 16 to 1377 and encodes 453 amino acids. The transcript is spliced from 10 exons. The record is from RefSeq and is a predicted model, not a curated record. Gene Ontology annotation, molecular function: ammonium channel activity. Gene Ontology annotation, cellular component: plasma membrane.
GACAGAACUGCACCCAUGGCCCGCACUCCUCGCCACCGGCGCCUGGUCCUGCCGUUGCUGUGCCUGCUCUUCCAGGGCGCCACCGCCCUCCUCUUUGCGGUCUUUGUCCGCUAUAACCACGAAACCGACGCUGCCCUGUGGCACUGGGGCAACCACAGUAAUGUGGACAACGAGUUUUACUUUCGCUACCCAAGCUUCCAGGAUGUGCAUGCCAUGGUCUUCGUAGGCUUUGGCUUUCUCAUGGUCUUCCUGCAGCGCUAUGGCUUCAGCAGCGUGGGUUUUACCUUCCUCGUGGCCACCUUCACCCUGCAAUGGGCCACGCUGGUCCAAGGCUUCCUUCACUACUUCCACGGCGGCCACAUCCACGUUAGUGUGGAGAGUUUGAUCAAUGCUGACUUCUGUGCGGGAGCUGUGCUCAUCUCUUUCGGGGCUGUUCUGGGCAAGACAGGGCCAGCGCAGCUGCUGCUGAUGGCCCUACUGGAGACGGUGCUGUUUAGUGUCAACGAGUUCAUAUUGCUCAGCCUCCUGGGGGUGAAAGAUGCUGGGGGGUCCAUGACCAUUCACACAUUUGGGGCCUACUUCGGGCUGUUCCUCUCACGGGUCCUCUACAGAUCCCAGCUGGAGAAGAGCAGGCACCGCCAGAGCUCUGUCUACCAUUCUGACCUCUUUGCCAUGAUUGGGACCAUCUUCCUGUGGAUUUUCUGGCCCAGCUUCAACUCUGCGCCCACAGCGCUUGGAGAUGGGCAGCAUCGGACAGCACUGAACACGUACUACUCGCUCACUGCAAGCACCCUCAGCACAUUUGCCUUGUCAGCCCUUGUCAGUGGGGACGGCCGACUGGACAUGGUCCACAUCCAAAACGCAGCACUGGCUGGAGGGGUCGUGGUGGGGACGUCAAGCGAAAUGAUGCUGACACCCUUUGGGGCUGUGGCAGCUGGCUUCCUGGCUGGGACUGUCUCCACCUUGGGGUACAAGUUCUUUACGCCUGUCCUUGAGUUCAGAUUCAAAAUACAAGACACGUGUGGUGUCCACAACCUCCAUGGGAUGCCAGGGCUGCUGGGGGCCCUCCUGGGAGUCCUGGUGACUUGGCUGGCCACCCACGAGGCUUAUGGAGAUGGCCUGCAGAAUGUAUUUCCGCUCAUAGCCGCCGGCCAGCGCAGCCCCACAUCUCAGGCGGUUUAUCAGCUCUUUGGGAUGUUUGUCACACUGGUGUCUGCCGCUGUGGGGGGCAGCCUUGCAGGACUCCUGCUGAGGCUGCCCUUCCUGGAUUCCCCUCCAGACUCCCAAUGCUUCGAAGACCAGGUUUACUGGGAGGUGCCCGGAGAGCAGGAGGCUGAGGUCCAGAGACCUCUGCAGUCUGAGGAGACCCAGGCCUAAUUGCUGCCAGCAUGACACUGUCUUCAGAGAGGAUGGGUUCUGCAGGCAUGACACCACUGUCGUCUUCAGAGAGGAUGGCUUCUGCCGGCAUGACACUGUCUGUCUUCAGAGAGGAUGGCUUCUGCCGGCAUGACACUGUCCUUGGAGAAGACAAUAGCUCUGCCAAGAGGCCCUUCUCAGCCCUUUACAGGGAGGUCUAGAGCCAGAAGGGGCUUACCACCUCUAGGUGGAUCCCCAUUAGCUUGCUCCUGUAGUCAUAAUAGGCCCAAGUCAGCCCUAGAUGACCGCUACCCCACUGGCCAAUGUUACCCUGUCCCAGUGACACCUGAACCAGGCCUACUCUGGGUGGGAGACUGGAUGAUAAACAACACCAUCACCAAGGACCCUGAUACCUUCCAUUUGUCUCUUCCCUUUGAUUCCCGAGGCCAAGUUCUUGAGGCAAUCAAAGAUCUUAGUGUUGACAAAGUCUCCUCAGGUCCACAUGCUCCUAAAUAUAUGUCUCGGAUAGUUCCACCCUCUUCA